Molecule: messenger RNA, 768 nt
Organism: Miscanthus lutarioriparius
Lineage: Eukaryota; Viridiplantae; Streptophyta; Magnoliopsida; Poales; Poaceae
Source: the annotation of a GenBank genome assembly
AUGCCGUCCUCCUUUCUGACAUCUCCUUCCUCUUCCGCUUCGUCGCACAUCUCUUACCUGAUCCCUGCUAGUGCUAGGCCGCCGCCUCCCCUUGCCAUGGGACAGGGAUACGGUGGUGCCACCGGCGGCAUCAUCAGUGUGCCCACAGCUGGCGUCGUGGCGAACGCCCUGAAUGCCGCGGUGGCGGCGCCUCCGCCGCCGCCAAGGCAGGGAGCCAGCAGGAACGCGGGCGCGGGCCACCCGCCGCUGCCGCGCCCGCCGCCGCGGCAGUGCCCGCGCUGCCAGUCCGCCAACACCAAGUUCUGCUACUACAACAACUACAGCCGCGAGCAGCCGCGGUACCUCUGCAAGGCGUGCCGCCGCCACUGGACCGAGGGCGGCACGCUCCGCGACGUGCCCGUCGGCGGCGGCCGCAAGAACAGGCGCGGCGCCAAGGGCAGUGCGAAACAAGCGUCUGCCUCGACCGCGGCUGCGACGACGCAGGGCGGGAACGUCCUCGGCGUCGGCGCCGACACGUUCCCGGACCUCCUGCGGCAGCUGGUGCAGUUCCCGUCGGCCGCGGCCGUGGGCGGGGGAGGCUACGCCAUCGACCUGGGCGCGUGGCAGCAAAUGUCCGCGGCCACGGCGCCACAGCCGCAGGGGACCGGCGAUGCCAUCACUCUUGGAGCAGCGGGGAUGGCGGCCGAGGCGGAGGCCAACUGCGUCGCCUUGCAGUACUGGAGCGAAUGGCAGCAGGACGGCAUGCCCGGCCUUGAUGGGGCUUGCUAA